Chlamydomonas reinhardtii is the source of this 4564-nucleotide messenger RNA. RefSeq lists its product as uncharacterized. The transcript is spliced from 3 exons. Lineage: Eukaryota; Viridiplantae; Chlorophyta; Chlorophyceae; Chlamydomonadales; Chlamydomonadaceae. Bases 201 to 4058 code for a protein of 1285 amino acids. The record is from RefSeq and is a predicted model, not a curated record.
GCGUCGUCGCCACUGCGGCCUUUCUCCAAGUCGCUUGAUACCUACUUGAAACUUUGACACAUAUUACAUCAAGCUAUCUACAUCUACAACGUUACAGUGUCACUACUCGAGCUCCUUCUCACUACUUCAGUCGCUCCCCCCGCGCUCGCUCGCACCCGCAACCACGGGGCCCUCAACCCUUGGAGGUGCGCUACGAAACAAUGGCAUCCGGAGAGGGCACCAGCCCGAUACCGGCAAGCCGCGAGCGGCCACCUGCGGCGGCCGUCUCGCUGCUGGACGUGGUCCGCAUCCUGGACAUGGACAUGGUCGGGCCCCUGUCCUCGGAAGAACUCGGUUGCGAAUUCCGAGGAGCCCGUCUUGCCUGCAAGGCCCUGCGCAACGCCUGUGAUGCCGCGGUCCGAUCCGUCACGGUGCGCGUGUCACAGCAGCGUGCCGCGGCACGUGCCUGGCUUUCCCCCACCACCAGAACCGCCAGCGGCGGCGGCGGCCUCACCUACCGCUCGCCGUUGGCGCUCUUCCCGCGCUGCAACAAGCUGACGCUGCAGUUUGAAAAGUCCAAAUCCAGAUCCAGAUCUUCUAGCGGGCAGCAGGAGCCGCACUGCAGCCAGGAGCAGCUGGCGUGCCUGGCGCUGCUGGGCACCACGCCGCAGCAGCGCGCCGGCAUCACCCACCUCGACGUCUGCAACAGCCGGCUAGGCAGUAGCAUCAGCCACCUCCGCAAUAGCAGCAGCAGCAGCAGCCGCAACCUAUGCCUGGAUCUGGCGGGCGUGCUGGCCGUGCUGGCGCCGCAGCUGCCAUCCCUCACCCACAUCUACGCUUCAGCCCGCCGCUACAUGACGGACCCAUGGCACAGCAGCAACGCCGUGCUUGGCAUGGGUCAACUCGACCGCCUGCGCCCCGGGCUGCUGUUCGGGUCGCUGGCCACACACGCGCCCGCGCUACGUGUGCUGGUGGUGCCGUGCACGCCCGGCAUUCUGCGCGGCAUCGGCGCACUGGCGGACGGCUGCAGCGGGCUGGAGAAGCUGGAGGUCUAUGAUGAGCAGGACGACGCGGGUGACGACGAGCCGGCGGCAGCGGUGCUGUGCCAGGAGAGCGUGGAGGGCCUCUCCCGCCUCUCCCGCCUGCAGACCCUGCGCCUGCGCUGCCACGACCCCAGCACCCGCGGCGGCGCCUGGCUGCUGGCCUCCCUGCUGGGCCGCCGCCGGCCGCCGCGGCUGCGCAGCCUGUGGCUUGUCGCGUCGGUAGCGACCGCCACCGAUGAUGCUGAUGACAGUGAUGAUGAUGAGGAUGAUGAGGAGGGGAGGACGCAACUCCCGGAUCUGGACAUUGCCUUCGAGCACGACGAGCGGGAGGAGCCGCCGCAGCAGCAGGGCGGGGAGCAGCAGCCGGAAGAGGGCGGCGGGCGGCCUUCUGGGCGGCGGCGGCGCGCUUCUUGGCCGCCGCCGCCUGCUGCUGCCCGGCGGUCGGCUGCUGCUGCUGGGCGGCCCGCCACGGUCACAGCUGCCGUGCGGGCGAGUCAUGGCGGCGACUUUCGUACCCUGAGCCCCAAGCCGCUUGACCGCUUGGCACGGGUGCUCUUGCUCGCGCUCGAGCAGCUGGCUGCGGCGGAGCGGCACCACUGGCUGCAGCAGGCGGAGCGGCAGCACUGGCUGCAGCAGGGCGGGGAGCAGCAGCAGCAGCAGCAGCAGCAGCAGCAGCAGCAGCAGCAGCAGCAGCAGCAACACUGGCUGCAGCAGGGCGGGGAGCAGCAGCCGGCAGCGGCCAACAACCCUAGCUGCUGCGGCGAGGUGCGGCUGCCACCAUUACCACCACGGCUGCGGAUCGGCACGCUGGCGCUGUCAGACCUGUACACGUACGAGGAGGUGGAGGUGGAGGACAUCCAGCAGGAGAACGAAUGGGUCACGGAGCAGCUGCAGCGGUACCUCACCCGCCAGGGGGCGGCGCUGCCGCGGCUGCUGGCGCACGCCGACGCGCCGGCGGCAGUGGAGUGCGACUGCCUGCAUGACCUGCGUGCUGUGUCGCCCGAGACGGCGCACGGCCUGCUGCGAGUGCUGGGCGUGCUACCUUCCGUGCUGGGGCUGAGGCUGGGCCACUGCCGGCCCGGCACGCUGAGGCUCGGCAGGGACGCACACAGCGCCGCGGCCGACAGCAGCGACGAUGAGACGGCGGCUGAUGAUGAGGCCUUGUUCUGGCUGCCGCCGCUGCCGCCACUGCCGCCGCUGCCGCGGCUGGCGCCGCCGCCUCCGCCUCAUUCCCCCGAGGCGGCGCAUGCUCCCGAAGCCUCCUCGCGGGUUCCCGAGCCGGCAGGGUUCAGGCUAGGGCCGCAGGGGCCGCAGGUGCAGCAGGAGCCUCAGGGGCUGGGGCUGGGGCCGGGGACGCAGGGACUACUGGAGCUGGAGAGCGCGAGCGCGGAGGAUGUGUUGAGGGAGGCGGUGGCGAGGCUGCAGCUGCUGGCGGUCCAACACCACCAGGCACACCGCCACUGCUGCGGCCGCGACGAUGGCCACGACGAUGGCGGCGGCGGCGGCGGCGGCGGCGGCGGCGGCGGCCCCGGGGCAGAUGUAACAGCAGCAGUGGAGGAGGAGGCUGCUGAGGCAGAGGCAGGGCUGCAGGGCGACGGCGGCAUGGGUGGUGAGGGCAGCAGCAGCAGUGACGACGAUGACGACGACGCAGAAGACGACGACCAAAGCCUGGUGCUGCUGUGUGGCGCCGUGCCGGCGCCGCCUGCCCCAGCUGCUGCGGGCGGCACGCACAACUACUACAGCCACACGGCCGCUGCGCUGGCCCACUGGCUUGACAGCUGGCUGGGGGGUGCCGCCGCGGCCGGAGCCACUGCCACAGCCACCGGAGCCAGAGCCGGGGCUGGAGCCGGGGCCGGGGCCGGGGCCGGGGCCGGGGCCGGGGCCGGGGCCGGGGCCGCAGCUAUCGCCGCCGCCGGGGCCAAGACUGCUGGCGGCGGCGGCGGCGGCGGCGGCGGUGACGAUGGUGGCGGCGGCGGCGGUGGCGGCGGCGGCAGCAGCGAUGGCGGCGGCGGCAGCAGCGAUGGCGGCGACGGCGACGGCGAUGGCGGCAGCGGCGGCCGGUACAGCCGCCACCUGCACGAGCGCUUUGCCUACGUCAGCGUGGCGUGUGCAGGGGCGGUCGUGCUGAAGUGCCGCUCGGCAGCGGACGCCCGCGACCUUGCGGCUGCAGCCAACGCAGCAGCAGCCAACGCAGCGGUGGCCAACGCCGCAGCGGCGGGCGCGCGCGAGGCAGCGGCAGCAGAAGCAGCAGCAAAAGCAGCGCAGGCCACCGCUGCCGCCACUUCUGUCGCUGCCGUUGCUGCAGCUGCUGCCACGGAUGGUGGUGGUGGCGGCGGCGCUGCAGCUACAACUGCAGCAGUGGGCAUGAGGACACUGUCCCGGCGCGUGCUGAGGCUGCCUGCUGCACCCACCGCCGCCGCCGCCAGCAUGGCGACAACAGGCAACCCGCCCCCGCCGCCGUUCACAGCAGUGGUCAUCCCAGCCCACGUGCCCGCGGCGCUAGAACUGCCCGGGAUGGAGAAGCACACAACGGCGCGCAAGACAGUCGAGAUGUCUGCACUGCUGGUCCUCAUGGAGAUGUGGAAGCGCUCAGAGCAGCAGCAGCAGCAGCAGCAGCAGCGCCCUCCCAGCAGCAGCUGUGCCUCCAGUGCUGCUGCUGCUGUUGCUGGUGGUGGUGGUGGUGGUGGUGGUGGUGCUGUUGCUGGUGGUGGUGGCUGCGGAGAGGGCGCAGAGGGUGAGAGUGCGCGUGGCUCAUCCGCGACGAGCGGCGGUGCGCAGCAGGGUGGCCCCAGCAGCACCCGCAGCAGCAGCAGCAGCGGCCCCAGCAGCGGCCCCAGUGGCCUGCUGCGCACCUCCGCAGCAGCAGCCGCAGCAGCCGCAGCACGGGACGCAUCAUCACAGCAGCGGCUGCGGCGGCUCAGUGGGGGGGAUGGCCUGGACCGCCGGGUGCGGCGGCUGUUGGAUCUGGACCUGGGCGUGUGGCAGCUGCUGGUGGGCGCGGCGGAUCCAGGGCCCGUCGUCAUCUUGGAAUGCUAGCAAGCCUCGGCAGGAAUAAUGGGGAGGUCGGCAGAUAGAUCGAUAGCAGGAGGCAGGGACUUGUUGUGUUCUGUGUGAAUGGGAGGGCGGGCCCCAUGGUUUCCCGACGGCCUCUGGAUAGGUGUCAUACUCAGAGGCAAUUGAAUACGGCAGCAAGUGCAGAGGUUGGUGAGAAGCAUAGUCCGGAGUGUGAUGGCUAGAAUCCCGGCCCAAGUCCCGGCCCACAAAUCCCACAAGGCGGGUCAGGGCAAACGCAGAGGCAACGCUGCUACACCGGAAGUUCGUCGUGUGCAAUUUCGUCGACCUGCAUAGUGGCCUAUGUGUGUUCACCUGAUAUUGUCUGGUCUCCCUUGGUCGCGUAUGAAACAUGGGAUUGCAAAAAACAUGCCGCCUGUGAUUUCUAUGCGCUGCCAAGCAGCCGCAUUCCCACCCAGCUCUCACCGACGGUUGACGAACUGCGCGCGAGCCAACUGGCGCGCCGAAUAACGUUGUAAUGGUUAGGCGGC